Haliotis rubra (blacklip abalone) is the source of this 3255-nucleotide messenger RNA. RefSeq names its product involucrin-like. Bases 724 to 2796 code for a protein of 690 amino acids. The record is from RefSeq and is a predicted model, not a curated record. The transcript is spliced from 6 exons. Lineage: Eukaryota; Metazoa; Mollusca; Gastropoda; Lepetellida; Haliotidae.
AGGGGGAGGCAACUCUGUCGGGCACCUGCCAAGUCAGAGACUGACACUCGGAGGAGCGCAACAUGAACAAACUUAACUCUCUUUCGAUUGGAAUAUUCUUGUCAAUAUUUGGCAGUAUAUUGUUUGAAAACAUAGCUGAAGCAUCUCCUGUCAACCCAUCGAUAGAAAAGAGAGAUUUUGGGAACGAUGACUUCAAAGGUCAACUACCUGUUGAAAAUAGAGAAGAAUGGGCAAGAUUAGCGAACACUGGGUUAGAACAAGAUAAAGUAGGAAAGGAACUGGAUGAACUUGAGGAUGAGAAGAGGAAGGGACCAGCAGAAGGGUAUGAUGGGGAUGAAAGGAUGAGAGGAGGCUUGAUGGAAGGUAGAGAGGGAGUGAGUUCCAAGUCAGCCCAGGUUGACGAACUGCUGCCAUCCAGGAUACAAGAAGGAGUUGGGGAAAAUAGUGAGGGUGCCAAUCAUCAAGAUGGCAGCCAGGCAGAUCCUGGCCAGGAUCAGCAGGUGGACAUUCAUGACAACUCUAGAGAUGUCCCACACAACCAGGAACAGCAUUCAGAUAGUGUUCCUGGACAGAAUGUACAGGACUUAAACCGUGCAUUGAUUCCAUCCAGCAGCCUCAAGCCUCAAGCUCAACAAACUGUUCAAAGUGCAAACCAAAACCGUGACCAGUACUCAAAUCAGCAGCCUUUGUCAAACCAAGGUUCAGACCAACAACUCCUGCUGCAUGGUCCUGACCAACAACUGCCUCUUCAGCAGGGUUCAAACCAACAACUGCCACUUCAAGAGGGUUCAAACCAACAACUGUCACUUCAAGAGGGUUCAAACCAACAACUCCCUCUUGAGAAGGGUUCAAACCAACAACUGCCACUUCAGCAGGGUUCAAACCAACAACUCCCUCUUCAGCAGGGUUCAAACCAACAACUGCCACUUCAGCAGGGUUCAAACCAACAACUUCCUCUUCGAGCAGGGUUCAAACCAACAACUGCCACUUCAGCAGGGUUCAAACCAACAACUCCCUCUUGAGAAGGGUUCAAACCAACAACUGCCACUUCAGCAGGGUUCAAACCAACAACUGCCACUUCAGCAGGGUUCAAACCAACAACUCCCACUUCAGCAGGGUUCAAACCAACAACUGCCACUUCAGCAGGGUUCAAACCAACAACUCCCUCUUCAGCAGGGUUCAAACCAACAACUGCCACUUCAGCAGGGUUCAAACCAACAACUUCCACUUCAGCAGGGUUCAAACCAACAACUGCCACUUCAGCAGGGUUCAAACCAACAACUUCCACUUCAGCAGGGUUCAAACCAACAACUUCCACUUCAGCAGGGUUCAAACCAACAACUUCCACUUCAGCAGGGUUCAAACCAACAACUGCCACUUCAGCAGGGUUCAAACCAACAACUCCCACUUCAGCAGGGUUCAAACCAACAACUACUACCUCAGGACUCAAACCAACAAGUACCACUUCAGCAUAGUGUAGACCAAUCGGCACAAACACAUUAUGUUUCAAACCAACAACUCCCACUUCAAGAGGGUUCAAACCAACAACUGCCACUUCAGCAGGGUUCAAACCAACAACUGCCACUUCAGCAGGGUUCAAACCAACAACCCCCACUUCAUCAUAGUGUAGACCAAUCAGCGCAAACACGUUAUGUUUCAAACCAACAUCUGCCACCUCUCCAGGGUUCUGACAAAGUUGCUGAAGACCAACAGGCUCAUCAUGGUAAUGAUCAACAAUCCCAGGGGGAAAUCACUAGGGGAAACCAGAGAGAAGCCAGUCCAAACCAGAAUCAAGAGUUAGACAAAACACAAAACACAAAUUCAAACUCGAACCCAAACCAAAAAUCCUACCUGCAGCAGGUAAUUCAAAACCAAAUUCAGUCAGAGGUUCUCCUGAAAGACAGAACCAAGGAAACAGGAAAUGAUGUCCCAGAAGAGUUCAAAGUUGAGGAUAAUCAACCAUUGGAUGGUUCCAAUGAACCAGCCGCUCAAUCCAAAGACCAUUACUCGGAUGAUGGCUACCUGGACCCACCUGCAAACAACCUGGACACUGAUAGGAGCAUGUCUGACAAAGCCGACGAAGAAGUCGGCCAUGAUGCUAAUGCUUAUGAUGAAGAUGGUGAAGCAGACACUCGUAUCAAUAACAAAAAUAUCAUUGAUGAUAAUAAUGAACAAGCUGUCUACAAUGGUGAUAAUGGGGGUGAUACAAAGGCAGAGCAGACGGACGAUAAUGACGAGAAGGAUCAAGGAUUCGAUGAUGACUACGAUGACUAUUCAUAUGAAGACAAAGAGGAUAAUGAUAUAUUAGGUCAAGAGGAAACUAAAUCAACUUCAACGUCCUCAACACCAACAAAAGAUGACUGGUACGGAGUCAGCAAGGAAGAAGAUGGUGAUGAUGAUGGUGUCGAUGGUGUUUUGGAUAAAGAAGAUGAAGACUACAGUGACCCUGACAUUGACCAGGAACUGGAGUUUCAGCAGACACAUCAGAAGAGGCCUCACAUUGACAGCAAAGGGGAAGAGUUUUUCUAUGAAGACAUGAAGACUAACAUCAAGGAGGGCAUUGUAGAGAACAAGCUGCUGAAGAACAGGGUCGGCCUGAACGCCCCGUCCAGCAUGGUUCUCUUCUACACCUGGAUCAUACUUAUUGUUCUGAUCGCCGUGGUUUCACUGUCUGCAUUCCGGUAUCGCUGCAAGGGGUUGUUCAUGAAUGGACCAAGAAACUUCAGGAAUGGUAACCAUGGCAACUACAGACCUGGAGAAGAAAACAAAAGGCUGCUCGAAAAUGUGUACACAUAAUAUGUUGUUCAUAUGGUCUCCACAUUGUGUUCAGUUGUUAGGAAGGUAGACUAUGUUGAGGAGCAUUAAUACACAGUUCUAUGCAUCAUGUUAAUACUUGUGAAUAUGGAAUACAAUAGAAUGUUUUUCCUUUUUUUAAAAAGAACAAACUUCUUAUAAUUUUGCUGUUGACAAAGGGACAGCUGUAUGUCUGAAAACAAACUGUUAAUUUUCUUGUUUUUAUGUUUAAUUUUUGUUCUGUGAAGAAUUCAAACUAAAGAGGCUGACAUCUUCAUGGGGCUUGUCCAGCACCUGAUGUAACUGAUAGCUUCUCAGGUGGGAACUUACAUAGGCAGGAGGGUUUUCUACAACGAAAUUCUUUAUCUGUGGUAAGCUGAUCAGUCAGUUCUGGUAAAUAGUUUGUGCUGUAAAUACAUGACAGGAGAUAGUACUUCAAUAUGUUUAGACCAAACAUGCAAA